Messenger RNA from Talaromyces atroroseus, 1611 nucleotides. RefSeq lists its product as hypothetical. The transcript has a single exon. The coding region runs from base 1 to 1611 and encodes 536 amino acids. The record is from RefSeq and is a predicted model, not a curated record. Gene Ontology annotation, molecular function: FAD binding; 3-(3-hydroxyphenyl)propionate hydroxylase activity. NCBI's taxonomy places the organism in Eukaryota, Fungi, Ascomycota, Eurotiomycetes, Eurotiales, Trichocomaceae. Gene Ontology annotation, biological process: 3-(3-hydroxy)phenylpropionate catabolic process.
AUGCACGAACGUGACGUCCUCAUCGUUGGUGCUGGCCCUGUUGGCCUAAGUCUCUCCCUUCUUCUGGCCUCAUAUGGCUACCGAGUUACAGUCUUGGAGCGCCAUGCUGCUGUCUAUCCUCUUCCUCGAGCUGUGUGCCUGAGUCACGACAACCUGAGAAUAUACGACGGGCUUGGUCUCCACGCCGCAUUAUUUGAAAAUGAAGCCGUAACAGAUAUUCGUGGAACGGUUUCUGAUUACGCUGAGAUAGUCGGUGUCGCAGGGCAGAUUCUCGGUCGUGUUCCUUACAACGGACCAUCUACGUCUGGCACGAGCUCGGUAUUUAGAAUCCACCAGCCUGCCUUUGAAGAAGUCUUGGAAACCGCCUGUGUAGAGAGAGGGGUAGAAGUGAUUCGCUCGACGGAGGUCGAGAAUGUUGUCGAUAUGGGCACCCACGUCGAGCUAUACGCGAAGACUCGUGGGGGCGAGGUUCAGAAGUGGUCAGGAUUCUUCGUUGCUGGAUGCGAUGGGGCAAAUAGUGUCGUUCGUCGAUGCAUGAAAACCCCCUUUACUGACUACCCUGGCCCAAAGACUCGCUGGUUGGUGGUUGACGUCAAACCGAAAUGCAAAGGGGCAGCGGAAAAAUGGAAGGAUUUCCAUACCGCAAGGUCCUAUAUGGAUCCUCAACGGCCACGCGCUUCCAUCUAUGGUACUAAACACCGUAGAAGAUGGGAAUUUAUGUUGAUGACCGAGGAAGAAAACAAGAAAGCUACAGACCCGGAUUUUAUAUGGUCCUUACUCGCAGAGUUCGAUUGCACCCCGGAGACUGCUGAAAUUGACAAGACAUCCGCCUACGUCUUCAAAGGAGGAUGGUGUGAGACAUUCAAUCAAGGUCGUAUUGUGUUGGCCGGAGACGCCGCUCACAUAACCCCACCGUUCCUGGGACAGGGACUGAAUUCAGGAAUCCGCGAUGCUAAUUCCCUUGCCUGGAGACUUGAUCUUGCCUUCAGAUAUCCCCAGGGCGGAUGGCGCAAAACACUGCACGACUGGAGUGUGGAGCGACUGGGCGGAGUCAAACCAUUGAUCCAGACCUCUGUGGGUAUAGAAAGUCAUUCCACAACUACCGAUCUGGAGAAGGCUGUCCUUCGAGAUCAAGCCUUCAUUGAAAACGCGAGUGCGCCGCCCAUAAUCCCAGAGCAGAUAGGGUCACCGGGAACAUACAUUCCUCAUUCUGAAACCGAUGCUGUAUCCUGUAAGGCAAAUGGAACCUUGUUCGUUGACGGAAUGGUGAGGAUGAACGAAAAGCAAGGCAGACUAUGCGACCACCUUGGUACCCAGGGCUGGUUGCUUCUUACCUCGUCCAAGGGAAAUGGUAGCGGCAGUGUACCUAUGUCUGCAGAGACGGUGACAACUUUUUCAACGGUUUUCCGGGGAAAAAUGCUCACCAUUGGACAAGGCAAUGUACAAGACAUAAGGGGCAUCUUCUCUCGAUGGUUUGAGGAGCACGAUGUCAUGGGGGUCUUGUUGCGGCCUGAUCAUUAUGUAUUCGGCGUCGCUAGAACAUCUGCUGAUUUCGAGAGCCUCGUUUUGAGAGCUGCACAACGCGUGGAGCCAGGAUAUCAGCUUCACUAG